GAACUUUGAAGUUUGAUUUGGAGUUUUGAAAUUUGAACUCGUCCUAAUUUUUUGUGAUUUCAAUGUAAUUUAUGAGCGGAAUUGUUGCUAAUCUUUAUAUAAAAGCAAUAAAAUACUUCAGUAAAUGAUCACAAACGCUCAUUGUGCAAUAAUAUCUUGGUUUGCUUAUGAAUAAACUUCAAGAACACUCUUGUUUACUGGGAUUGACGUACACGGGUCAAGAGAGAUUCGAAAAAAAAAUAGGUACUUUUGCACUCUGGUGGACUUGUCUGGUUUUGUUCGCCAGCUCCUCAUUUCAUCAUCCUGAAUAAGACAAUGGCACACUUACCACUGUUUCUCAAAGGAAGAGUUGUAAAAGGGUUUGGAAGAGGCUCAAAAGACCUUGGAUGUCCUACAGCAAACUACCCCCGAGAAGUAGCUCAGUCUCUUCCAAAGGACUUCAAGGCUGGAGUAUACUAUGGCUGGGCGCAGGUUGACGAUGAUGAAGUGCGCAAAAUGGUCGUCAACAUUGGCUGGUGUCCGUUUUAUCAGAAUAAGGAAAUGAGUGUGGAAACCCAUGUAAUACACAAAUUCGACGAUGACUUCUAUGAUUCUAUGCUAAAGAUUUGCAUAGUUGGAUAUUUAAGGCCAGAGAAGAAUUUCUCAUCUCUAGAUGAACUAAUAGAAGCCAUCAAGCAAGAUAUUGAGAAUGCUAGCAAUAACUUAGAGGGAGAAUCGACAAAGCUGAGGGAACACAGUUUUUUUACAGAAUAAUUGUAUGAUUUUCUUUAGUUCAAUUUAUACAAUAAUUUUAUUAUUGUGAAUGUUAUGUUUUACUAUUUUAUUUAUGUUGUGACUGGCCUGUUAAUAUAUGAAUAGUUAAAAUGUGAAGAUUGGCCUUGAAUGAAUUUUAUUGCAAUAAAAUGUAUGAAAUAAAAAUUAGAUUAUCAAUUUGAAUUAUUCCACAUUGUGAUACUUUUAUACACUGUUUU
Molecule: messenger RNA, 971 nt
Organism: Aricia agestis (brown argus)
Lineage: Eukaryota; Metazoa; Arthropoda; Insecta; Lepidoptera; Lycaenidae
Gene: Rfk
Product: putative riboflavin kinase
Exons: 4
Coding region: 316-753 (145 amino acids)
Biological process (GO): FMN biosynthetic process; riboflavin biosynthetic process
Cellular component (GO): mitochondrion
Molecular function (GO): riboflavin kinase activity
Source: RefSeq, a predicted model, not a curated record